Messenger RNA from Xenopus tropicalis (tropical clawed frog), 3585 nucleotides. RefSeq names its product ficolin-1-like. Bases 1112 to 1798 code for a protein of 228 amino acids. The record is from RefSeq and is a predicted model, not a curated record. Lineage: Eukaryota; Metazoa; Chordata; Amphibia; Anura; Pipidae. The transcript has 8 exons.
CCAUCCCACUCCCAGCUUUGAUUUUUUUGGAAACAUUUCCCGAAGCCGCUGAUAAAAAAAGUUUUGCGACUCCACAAUAACCGACGGAUGUGCGAAUCCAUCUAGUUUUGGUCUAAAAUAGUUUAGGAAAGGUUUUGGGCAUCUCUGGACAAGAAAGGUGAGUUAGAUUGGGUAUUUUUGGCUUUGCUGAACUGUGUGUGUUUGUGCAUGUGUGUGCGUAUUUGUGUAUAUGUGUCUUAUGCUAUUUAAACAUCAAACCUGUUCAAUUUUUACAUUAAAGCACCAAUGUAUUGAAUUAGUCCCCCUUUCAGGCCUGUCCAAUAUAUUUUUUCCAUAAAAAUGCAAUAUAUAAAACCUAAGCAUUAGUGCCAACUUGAUCCCUGAUCUGGCCGAGGUUAUCUUGCUGCUUGCCAGGGGCAUUUCUGGGCCCCAGACCCUAAGGAAGUCUUCCUGUUGCCGAACCCCCCACGCUCACAAAUUCAGUGUCAGGGGGGUCAAGGGGACUUCCACUCUGCAUUGCACUCGAAGAGCUGCAUUUCUAGUUUUAUAACCAGAAUUUCAAGAAUUUCAUCUCUUAAAGUUACCAGGAGAUGCUUUUUGCUGCCCCAGGUAAUGUGCAGGACACUGCGGGCUAAGGCUACAGUCUACCCCCAGCAAACUGACCUCUCUCUACUGAGCAUCUCAGAAAUCCCUGACAGAAGUAGGGAAGGAGGAGCUCUGCCCAUUGCCCCUGCACUUACCCUGGUCUAACAGUAAUAAGGAAAGGCUUUAACCUUUUAUUAAAUCAAUCUUGGGCAGCUGACAGCUCAAAAAUAACCCCCAAAACAAGUUAUUCAUUUGUGAAACAGCCAAUUCACCUGCCAGAAAGACAUGUCUCUGAUCUCUAGUUGUGUUUAACUACAUAUAUUUUUCCCUCGUGAUUAUUUAAUGAUUCUACUGUUUAUCUUAUUGUUACUUAAAUGUGUGCACAGAUCCAACCCCGAAUGAUUAUUACCGAAUACGCCCGUGUACUGAGCUUCUAAAGGGAGAUCCGGGAAUCCCCGGGCCGCAAGGGCUGAAAGGCGAUCCUGGUAUCAGUGGGACAAAUGGGGAAAAAGGCGAUCCUGGUGAGAUGGGAGCACAAGGUCCUAAAGGAGAAAAAGGCACUAGUAACUUAUCAUAUGUUGCAAGGAACUGCAAGGAGCUGCUGGAUCAGGGGGUGGUAAUGAGCGGUUGGUACACAAUAUACCCGGAUGGGAUGGCGCCCCUGCAGGUUCUGUGUGACAUGGACACUGAUGGGGGAGGUUGGAUAGUUUUCCAAAGACGCUACGAUGGCUCAGUAGACUUCUACCUUGGCUGGGAUUCCUACAGGAGGGGGUUUGGCAGCCGCCUGACUGAGUUCUGGUUGGGGAAUGACAAUCUCAGUAAUUUCACAUCGGCAGGAACAUGGGAAAUGCGAGUCGAUAUGAAAUACUAUGAUAACAUACAGCAUUAUGCAAAAUACUCGUCUUUCAAGGUUUUACCAGAGUCGGACAGUUAUAGACUAAUAAUCGGCCCAUAUGUUGCCGGUGAUGCAGGAGACUCCAUAAUCCGUACCAACUACUCAAAAUUCACCACAAAGGACCGGGACAAUGAUGAUAUGCCUGUAGAUAACUGUGCUGACUUCGGCCACGGAGCCUGGUGGUACACGAGUUGCUAUAAUGCCAACUUGAACGGACUGUAUCUGAUACAGGGCUAUAGUAUACAAAGCAACUGCUGGCUCACCUUAGGAAACUAUUAUUCCUUAAAAUUCAGUGAGAUGAAAAUGAGGCCAGCGUAAGGCUUCCGAUUCACAGCUGAUUUGCUGCUAUGUGGCAUAUUGUGCAAUUUGGCGACACACGUAGAUGAUACAUAUUACUGACAGCUUGUAUAUCAUAAUCCUGGUCAGUCAUUGACCAAUACACAUACUAACUGGUUAACAACCAAUCAGAACGCAUGCAUUUUUGGUAGUCAGUUGUAGCGCAAUAACUUUUGAGUGGGGUUGUUCAGAACACUCACACACAGAACAAUGGGUCAUCCAAUAAGUUUGGUAGAUGCAUGUGUGUCCAUCUUAAAACAGUUCAGUUGUUAUUCAGUUACCAUGCCUGAUAAUUGUAUAUUUCAUAUUAAUUCAUAGACCCAUCUUCUAAAAUACCCAAUCAUCUCCGUAAGGCACGACAAAAUCAUAGUUUAGGAAUGUUAAAUAAGUGCCCCUACUACUCUCAGCUGUAGUCCAAACAAGCUUUUGGGCUGAAAGAUGAAUGCCCUUGCCCUGGUGUAUAAGCAGGGAGUCAAUAAUCUGAAUAACAACAAAACAGUGCAACACAAAACCACAUGUAAAAGGACGACCGUGACAAUUCUAAACAACGUUGACUUCAUUCCAAAAUUCAGAGUAAUGAUAGCUUGUCUCCUGAAUUUCUGAGUAGUUGUUAUUAGUCCCCAAAUGCUCUGAUGAAGGGCGGCUUCUCCCCUAAAUUUCAUAGGAAGGGUGAAUUUGCCCAUCAAUACCUUAAGUAAGAUGGUUUACCAACCAUAUUGCUGUGGACGAAUGGCUUGUCCUUCAAUAUCCUUCACAAAGAAGAAUGAAGGCUUGUCUCCCAAAUAUUUGAGAAGGGGUCGCUUGUCCUUCAGAAAACCAGAGUAAGGGUGGGUUUCCUUUUAAACCUCUGAAGAAAGGGAGGUGCAUUCUCCCAAAUGAUGAGGAUGAGUGACUUUCACCAUGAGUUCAUGAUGAAGGGGGACUUCCCAAAGUCCCUUAGAAGGGUGGCUUCCCUUGUAAAAUCCUGAGGAAGGGGCUUGUCUCCCGUAAAAGUUAAUUUUGUGUUCAAAAGAGGGUUUGGAAUAACACUUUGUGCUUGUUUUCCAUGUCAUGCUUGUUCCUUUGUAUUCCUUCCAUUUGCUGUUCCAAAUAGCAGAGCCAGAUGUACCUUCCUUAGGAGAAGCCUUUUUUUGGUUUUUGGGUUGAUGGUUUCAGGGUUUCUUCAUAUAACAUAUUUUAAACUGUGAGGUGUUUGAUUUUAAUGAAGUUUGAUAUCUCUGCAAUAUAUAAUUUUAAACAAUAUGCAAAAUUAAAGGGAAAGUAUACCAGCUUUUGGAAAACUGUUGCAAUAAAUAGGGCUUGAGCUGAAUGCACUUUUUGCCUAUGUUUUGCCCAGUGAUAUCUAUGUGUUGUGUUAUUUCUUGCACUGAAUAGGACAACAUUUGAAAAUGAAACUAACAUUCUAUUUCCUGAUCCCAAAGAGCAAAGUCAAACAAAACAGCAGUCCACUUAGGCACCUCCUUAUGAAUAAACUCCUCCCUUUCCCAACUACAGACCACUAUCUUUUCACAUAUCAUUAUACAUAGCUUUAUCAGUGGACUGGGAGCUCCCAGUAUCCUGCUCAGCCUUUGAAGUGUUGGGUUAAAGCUUGACCAUCAAUGUUGUAAACUCUCACAGUCAGUCCUUUACUGUCACCGGAGUCAUUACUUCCCUUCACCUGUGUUUUGUCAUGAUAUUCUGUAACCCUUGUGCUUGAUUUGCUCUGUUGUUGUUCCAUAUCCCUGUCUGUGAGCUGAUACUGAAUGAAUAAAUGCUGUGCCACAUCUGUA